AUGUCCAAUUCAUCUUGUGAGGAAACGGGACAUGUCAGUGGUCCCAACUUCAUCCAGCUUUAUCCCUCCAUCGUCUUCUUCUGUGUGCUGCUGUUGGUUGUGGGGAUCCCAGGGAACGGCCUAAUCCUCUACAUCUACACCAAGAAGAUCAACAUCCCUAUCAUCAGCUUCUUCAUCAAGGUCCUCGCUAUCCUCAACCUUGUCUGCACGUCGUGUCUGCUACCGGCGCUUGUGCUAUUCAAGAGUAACAUAAAAGAGGAACUUUUCUGCAAAUGGUUUGCCGUUGGGCAGCAUGUCUUUCUUAUCAACACUGGCGUGAUUUACGUCACAAUCGCUAUUCAGAGAUACAGGAAAAUGUGUACAGUUAAUCAGUCUCAGAUAAAUGCAUCCACGGCCAAGAAGAUAUUAUUGGGAUGUGUCCUGUUUUCUGUGACGACGUGUUUCCCGCAUAUGUUUCUGCUGCGAGUAACCAGGGCAAACGUAAAAUUCCGUUGCGUGUCACAAGUUCCCUACUGUGGAUAUGAACAAACCUAUCUCUACACCCAUAUAUACAUUACGUGGAUGUUGCUUGAACUGUGUGUUGUCGUUGUAACACUGGUCGUUCUGUACUCGUUAAUAGGAAAGCACAUAGCAGCCCACAAACGUCAAAUGUCAAGGUACCCUGUGUCAGAGGGUCAAGGUCAUACAAAGCUGUCGAAUCCCACUGGCAUGUUCUUCACACUGACAAUGAUAUUCCUCCUGAGUGUUGCUCCAAGGAUUGGGAUGGCUAUAUAUACACGCCAAACCAUUACCAAUGCUACCUACCCGCAAUCAGUUCAUCAUCUGAGGGAUGUGAUCAUCAUGCUGCCCUUCAUCAACUGUGUGUCCAACCCGUUCGUCUAUGUAUUCACAUCAAAGGUGUUCCGGAUGCAUGUUGUUUCUCUGUUUUGUGCUGAAAGAAGGAUAGAGUCUACGUCACCACCGUCGAUAACCAUCCGGACACAAGAAUCUGUUUUGUAG
Haliotis rubra (blacklip abalone) is the source of this 999-nucleotide messenger RNA. RefSeq names its product pyroglutamylated RF-amide peptide receptor-like. Gene Ontology annotation, cellular component: membrane. The coding region runs from base 1 to 999 and encodes 332 amino acids. The transcript has a single exon. Lineage: Eukaryota; Metazoa; Mollusca; Gastropoda; Lepetellida; Haliotidae. Gene Ontology annotation, biological process: neuropeptide signaling pathway. The record is from RefSeq and is a predicted model, not a curated record. Gene Ontology annotation, molecular function: G protein-coupled peptide receptor activity.